CAUAACUAGGACAGGUACUCCACGAUGAUAGAGCAGAGUAUUACGCGGACUUUUAUGUGAGAUGAUUUUUCUAUAUAUUUGAAGAUAUCUACCAUAAUAUCAUGAGCCCGAAAGUUUUAAGAGAAAGAUAGGUGCCCAUCACCGCCUCUUAACAACCCCAGACACACACAAGCGCCGGGCGAUCUCGAGCUUGUAUCAUAUUUCUACGUUUCACCCCACCCCGCGCUUAGUAGAUUACCGUAAUUUAAUAGCAUAACAUAACAUAACUUGGGCUACCUACAGCAGCCCUACCGUACCGGUGCUGUACGUACAAGUACAGUACCCUUUGAUUCGGACAGUACCGUAUCCACCCAGUCAACCAGCCACCGACGUCUGAUUUUUCUUUAUUUACUCCUUUGUUUGUGGAGAGAAUCAUCCACCGUUUGCCAUCUUUGCUCCCCUACACACACAGCGACGACGACGACGACGACAACGACUACAAGUGUGAUAGAGAGAGAGAGAGAGAGAGAGAGGUGGACUGGAUUGGAGAUGAAGAGGAUAUUGACAACGUUCAAGAGGGAGAAAGGGGAUGCAAGCGAAAGAUACAGGGACGCAGGAGAUCGCGGAAGAAGCGGUUCUUCAGCUUCACUAGCGGAGGAUGAUUCCCCGGAGGGGAGGAUCGUGAUCGCUACUAAAUCGUUCUGCGAAUCUGGCGGUCCGCAAAACCAAAACCCGGGCGAGGAGGUGCUCUACCUCCCCACCAUCGUCGACUUGGCCGAAUCCUCGCCGACGGCAGCGCGCGCGGCGGCGCACACGAUACGCAAGUACCUAGAGACAAAGAAGAAUAACAGUUUGCGGCCGCACACACAGUGCAACGCCAUCAUGCUGACACGCAUUCUCAGCGACAACCCAAGCUGCGCCUUCACGCGCAAUCUAGCCGAGGCCAAGUUCGUUGCGGCGGUGAAGGAGCUACUAAAGCAUGGGCGAGAGCCGAGCGUGCGACUGAAACUGGUCGAGACGCUGGAGCACUUUGACGGGAGGGUGACGGCGAGGGCCGGAGUCGGAGUCGGAGUCGGGGGGCAUGGGGAUGAAGAGGUGGAGGGAUUGAAGGGACUUGUGGAGGUAUGGGCCAAGGAGAAGAGGAACAUGGCAAAGCUGUCCAAGUCUGCCCCCGCCUCCGGCGGUGGUGGCGGUCUCUUCACCGGUAACCCCAACAACACCAACGGUCAAUACCGACCUCACCACUACUACCAAACCCAACCGGACCUCCCAAACAUGGAAGAACUAGCAGCACGCAUCUCCGAAGCCCAAACCUCCGCCAAACUCCUCGAACAAGUGCUACAAUCUACCCCGCACCCGGAAAUCCCGCGCAAUGAACUUAUCCGCGAGUUUGCCGACCGCUGCAAAACUGCCUCGCGCUCCAUGCAGAGAUACAUAUCUGUUGCCAGCGGAGGUGGCGACGGCGCCGGGGAUGGCAGUGGAAUCGACGAGGACACGCUGACAACGUUGAUAAUGACAAAUGACUUACUAACCAUGGCUGUUGGCAAGCAUGCCCGUGCUGUCAAGGAGGCGCUCGAGAAGCAGGAGGUGCAUAAGACUGUGGAGGGGGCUAGGAUUACCGAUGUUGCGGGGAGAGGUAUGGAUGCGAUGGGGGGUGGUGGUGGUAUUGGUGAUGAACCAAGUACGCCGGGGGAGAGCGGUAGGAGGGGUGCGGGUCCGGGGGUGAAUGUGCAGAGGGAUGGGCAGAGAGAGAGGGAGAUGGUACCGGAUAGUCCAGUUAGCCCUGCGACCCCCGGACCAGUGGCGUAUCGGUAUUGAUUAAUUGACCAACAAGACAAAAACUCUCUCCAUCCAUCCAUUCAGUCUACUCUAUCUUUCAUUCAUUCGUUCAUUUUCUUUCAUAUCCCCCAAUUUCUCCCCCCCAAGUCAUGUAUCCUAAUUCAUGGUACUUACGUUACCACGAUUCCGUCCGGCUUUUUUCACAUGAUAUUUUCUACCCACUUA
Molecule: messenger RNA, 1983 nt
Organism: Tuber melanosporum (Perigord truffle)
Lineage: Eukaryota; Fungi; Ascomycota; Pezizomycetes; Pezizales; Tuberaceae
Exons: 4
Coding region: 529-1797 (422 amino acids)
Biological process (GO): endocytosis; actin filament organization; actin cortical patch localization
Cellular component (GO): actin cortical patch
Molecular function (GO): phosphatidylinositol binding; ubiquitin binding
Source: RefSeq, a predicted model, not a curated record